Molecule: messenger RNA, 780 nt
Organism: Penicillium robsamsonii
Lineage: Eukaryota; Fungi; Ascomycota; Eurotiomycetes; Eurotiales; Aspergillaceae
Product: polysaccharide lyase
Exons: 1
Coding region: 1-780 (259 amino acids)
Source: RefSeq, a predicted model, not a curated record
AUGCUUGGCAAAAUCCCAUCCGUCGCAGCCUUGCUGGCACUCAGCCUGAGCGCCCAAGCAAGUCUAAUCUUCAAAAACUCUGGCACAACCUCAGGCUGGGACAAAACAAACCAAGAACACCGCGGCACCGUGAAGCAAGUGACAGACGAGGCUUAUGAGGGAAAAACUGCCCUCAAAAUGACUCAAAUCUACGACGAAGACUACUCCGGCCGGUAUCACUCGGAAGUGGUGAAGAACGACGUGUACAAGCGUGGCGACACGGGCGCAUACGGUUUCUCCUUCCGACUGCAAGACGACUGGCAAUUCCUCCCCGUGCAGUCCUACGGCAUUGCACAGUUUAUUGCCGACUUCACAGACAGCGGCUGCGAAGACUGGAUGCCGACAACCAUGGUCGCGCUUAAGGGCGACAAACUCUACUCGCGUGUCAAGGAAGGCUCGGUCUGUAAGCAAGAGGUUCAUGGUUUUAACGACCUAGCCACCGUGACUGCUGGUGAAUGGCACCGAAUUGAAAUCGAGGCGAAGUGGGAGUCGGAUGGGACGGGGCAUUACACAUUCUACUAUGAUGGGGAGAAGGUGUUGGAUGAGCAGAAUAUCAGCACUACUGUUGAGGAUGAUCGUGCUUUCCAAUUCCGGGUUGGUCUUUAUGCGAACGGCUGGCAUGAUGAUAAGCAGAUGAAGGGCUCUCAAGGCACUAGGUCGAUUUGGUAUGACGAGAUUGCUGCUGGGACUAAGCUUUCUGAUGUUUCAUCAGAAGCCGAGAUCGAUGCCGGCGAUUGUUGA